This is a messenger RNA of Anopheles arabiensis, 9076 nucleotides long. RefSeq lists its product as uncharacterized. The record is from RefSeq and is a predicted model, not a curated record. Gene Ontology annotation, molecular function: protein binding. The coding region runs from base 736 to 2049 and encodes 437 amino acids. The transcript is spliced from 9 exons. Lineage: Eukaryota; Metazoa; Arthropoda; Insecta; Diptera; Culicidae.
UCACAGCAUCGAACCGUUCAGUUCUGGUUUGGUCGCGCAUCCCUUCAGAACGGGCCAGUGCGUACGUUGCGUGUUGGCGUUUUGUGUGUGUGAAUGUGUGUAGUUCGCUGCUUGUCUCGGUGGUCGACGUACAUCGGUACAUCGAGUGUUGUGUUCGCAAUCGAACGGAUCCGGUAGUGAACAAACUGCUGCUGUGUUUCUGUGUCCCUGUUUGUGUGCUUUAAAUUGUGCAGUGCAGUGAGAAGUGAGAGUGAAGAUAGCCAGCUCGCAGUAGACGGCAGUUGGAAUAUAAAUGCGAUCACGUUUAGCCUGCAAGGCCGUACAUCCUCGUCGUUGGCCCUGACAGUCGUCUUGAGUGUGCAAAAAAAAAAAACGCAAAGUGUGUAAGCAAGAAGCAGCGAAAGUGAGUGCAAGUGAAAUCCAAAAUUUAUACAGCGUAAACAAACGCGCUCAUUUCUCACCCCCGAAACCCCAAACGGCGGAGCUAAACGGUGCGUAACGUCUCGGAGGGGCGGGGUUUCCGCUUUGACGACCUCCUGAGGCUGUACUCAGGAGGAUAUCGCAUCAACGACCGGACCGGGCGACCAUUUUGCAUCACCAUUUUGCAGCAUCACCCCCUGCCGGCCCACCACCGUCCGGUUGCCGGCCGUGCGAGGGACAUUACCAAUGCUGCGCCAGCAACGGACGCCAACGUACAGAGGAGAAACCUGAUAGGGCGCGUCGUCGGACACUAAGAUGCUCGCGCUGGCCGCUUUGCUAGCCGUACACGCAGGACUCGCUGGUUCAAUACCUACCGCGCCGGAAAACAUUACCGUCACCUUCCUAACGCCCACAUCGGUACGGGUCUCAUGGCAAACCUCGAUGGAUCCACACACGAUGCCAGUUGACAAAUACGAUGUCACGUACAAGCCGACCGACGCCAGUUACAGGGUUGUCGUAGUGGUGGCCGGUAACCGGGACGCGGUGACGCUCGGAGGACUGACGCCGGACACGCAGUACCAGCUGACGGUGGCCGCCGUCUGGAACGGGAAGAAGUAUCGCAGCCGCCCGAUCGUAUUCAGAACGCUGGAGCCUCCAAGGACCUCGUACCAGCAGGACUCCGGUUCGCUGGUGGGUAGCAGUGGCCCGCCGAAUUCACCCCAUGCUGACACGGCGCCCUCGCUGAGUGGCAUCGGCAUCUUCACCGAAGAGUUCGGCAAUAUAUCAGUUAACUCAACGUCCCGCGAACUUCCAACGAUCCGUGGUGUAGAAAUCGGUAUUGUAGUGUUAGUGUUAAUAGUCUGGGCUGGUGCUAUAGCUUUAUUUUUUAAUCGAUGGGGUAAGAUACGAAUGUUGCUUCCAUAUCAACCGGACUACAAGCAGGAACAGCUGAAAGUUCCUGGCACUGGUGUCUGUGCCAAUGGUACCUGCAACGGACAACAUUCCCAUCAGCCUUACCAUCCGUGGCCGGAGGAGCCCUCCUCGGUGAUCUCGGAACGUUGCACCCGGGCCCGUAUCAACUCGGCCAUCUUCGUGUCGUCCGAGGGCAAAGGGUUCGACUCGAUCGAGUUCAUCCGACGGUACGGCUCGCAGAGUGUCCUCUGCCGGAAGGCCAAGAGUGCCGAGAACGUGUCGGCCUCCGAGCGACAGCGGCGCUUCUCCGAGUAUCCCGAGUGGGAGACGGAAGACAGCACGACGGGCAACGGCACGUCCGCCCAUUCGGCCAGUAACGCGCGGCGGAAAAAGUCGCUCCGGCAGGACUCGAUCGAGAUGGUGGAGUGUCACAAGGAGCCGGUCGCGGUCACCGUGCCCGUCCCGGUCGCAGUACCGACCGUGACGCCCGGUGCCGUACCGGUCGUCGUCGGCACGACGCCAACGCUCGUCACGGUCGGUGUGCCGGUCGCGAUCGGCAGCAAACCGGCGGUGGGAGCAGCGUCCACCGCCACUGUCACAGCCAGUGCCACCGCAGCGGCGGCAGGGAUCGUCAAGCCGACGCCGAAGCUGUCCAACCUGCCGACACUCUCGGUGUCCGGACCGUCGCCACCGCACGAGGAAGAAUUCCUAUUAUAAAAUCGAUACUAAGUAAAGGAACGAGUAAAGACAGCUAGGGACUUAGUAGACAGCUCAUUUCGACUCUAUUUUCAUCGGACAAGCGUUCAAAGGUGUGAUAGUUUGAGGAUAGAGGAAUAACCUGAAUGGAACAAAUAGAAAACCCAACCAAGAAGGACCCAUUUAGAGAUACUAAGAGAUACUUAGAAUUAUAUAAAACUGUUUUAUACACUUGAUAGUUGCAAAGUAUAGAACAAUUUGAUAUAUUGUUUUUCCCCUUUUUAAAAAGCAACCAACCGAAGCAGGGCUAGGGAUAUGAAGAUUAGCCGAAGAAGGGACGGAAAGUUCAGGACCAAUGCCAAGACAGAAAUCUAUCGCAUCUCUCUAGUAGCUAAAAGUGUGUAGCAGAAGGAUCAAGAGCACUCUCCGUAACUGGCACCCAUGCCACAACACCAGAUCGAUCCUCACCACGGUGCUGAGUUUCCAUUGGUUUCCUUGACAACCUCAACCGAACCGAGCUUUAAUAUGAUCGUUAUCGGACUAAAUCACGUGCAGUGACUGAGGCUGCCACAAACGGCUGCCAGUUUAUCAACCUUAAUUGACGGAUCAAACCUGUAGCUCAUCCGACAUUUCAAACCAAAACUUCGCUUUAAUGAUAGAAACGAACAAACGAAUCUUAGAUACUAGCGAUCGAGUGCCAUCAAUCUAGUACCAGCAUGUUAACGCAAAAUUGUAUGACAUUAUCAGUAGCAGAAAUGCAAAUAUUUUAGUAGUACCUUCUUUCGAAUCAUUUCAUUUUCCUGUUAAUACUCAUACAUCAAGAAGGAAUUUAAAGUUUCGUAAUGUUAUCGGAACUGAUAACCGUUUUUCGUACCUUUCGAAUUUAGUACUCGUGAUAGAACUGAUUAUAGUCGAGCAGUAAGGGGUACCAAUUGUGUCGUUUAGCGAGUAUAGACCAAACACGAAUCAACUGUGUAAGACGUACGUAUGAAUGUGUGUGUGUGUUUGCGUGUGUACUAAUAGUUAUAUACGGUAAGCAAAUUUUAUAUCAGUAUCAAUGUCUUUGAGGUCAUAUUGUGGUUCUCCGCGAUGCUUGUGCAAACCCAGCAGCAGCAACGGCAGCAGCAGCAGCAACCACUAGCAGAAGCCCGUGCUUCUAAACCUCUAAGCUACUAAGCUGGACUGGAGUCUGGACAGGCUGAGUAGGACGCGGUAGGUCGGAAGGUAGCUGAAACGAACGGACCUAUUAAUUUUCCUACGUACGAUAUGUGAAUAUACCCGUUUGUGUCCCGAUUUCGAGUUGCUACAAUAAAGAUACAUGACCACACUAAGUGCGAGACGAAACAAUAAACGUAUGGCAUCGUGCUAUAAAGAAGCAAUACAAAUGUUUGCCAUAAUUCUCACCUUUGCUCUGUACAAUGUUUUCUUUCAGCAGAAAAUUUACCUGAUUGCAAUUUCAAGGGAGAUAAUGUAUCAUAUGCAAAAGGAAAAAGUAUUUUCACACUUACCGGUGGGAACAGUCGGAGCUCUUUCGUAUGAAUAUUCAGCAAGAUAAAUGACUCUUUAAAGGAUGCUCUGCACACUUAGUUGGCAAGUCCAUAUACAACCUCAUAAAAUUGGUGCUCGAUGGGAAGCCGUGCUUCCGGAACGAAUCAUAAUGAUAAAUCAUACAAAGUGCCACCCCUUCCAAGCUCCUCUGCCACGACCAAUCAUCGAUUUUCAUGUACAAUAUAUUGCCCCAAUGUGUACCAUUAGAGCAUAAAUUGUCUCCAUUGAACUGCUCUCGGUGCGAGUGUUUCACCGGGGAGAAAUAUCUCGUUUCCUCGUUUUGUACUACCACUUGUCUGCACGUUGGCACGGUUUUUUUUUUGUACGGUUUGCAUGACCACACAGUACAGUCGGAAAGAAAAUCUCAUCUUCGCCAUCGUCGAGUCAUGUAGUGGCAUUUAUUUAAAUCAAAACCCCAACGAUAAUGCAGCACCAUAGCGCGGAAGCGUCAUAAAACUUUUCCAGCUCUUUCGGAACUCUUUUUGAUACAGCAUAUCCGCUCGGCGAAUGGAGCAAUUUGCAACAAUCUAGCAAAGCUGAAUGGUCAGACAAAGGCAAAAAAGGCUCGCUCUAGCACACCAACAUUUUACAACCAUUUACAUGCUUCAUGAACUUUCUCGCCAUCAUUCCUGGUAGCACCUUCGUCGUCCUAGCCCAAACACCGAUGUCCGUAAUGGUGUGCUAUUUACCAUCGUGAUGAAGCCCGCUGUGCUCGCAGUGCUUGUGAGCUGGAUGGAUUAUCGUUUGUGCUACCCCAUUCGCUGCAGACGUGCGACCGCUCUCGAUGCUUGUCCAUGCCGCUGCACUAAAUCAUACACCCACGGGGAAGCGUUUUUUUUAAUGAUGUACUAAAAAAACAAACACACCAACCACACCUUGCAAAAAACCAUACCCCAAUCUAGUGAUAAGAAAAGUUUUGCCCAGCAUCCCAGCGCCAGACUGCUCAGUUGACCGUGAUUUGCAUACAUUUUCGCGGCUACUUUAGACUGAUGAUGUUUGUGCGAACAAAAGCUGUAAAAAAGUAACUAAAAUGCUCUCUCGAAAACGCAUGGCAAACAACAAAAACUGAGCGAUGGAACGAGCGACAACGAUUGGACUUUGUAACAUUUUUAAACGACUUGGUGAAUGGCUUUGGGGAAGUCCACCAGCGAAAGUGACACUUUUAUUGAGCACGUCACGGUUUUGAAGAUAAGUGCUUGUACUUUAUGAAAUUUAUAUGGUCCGCGGGGGACAAAGAUGUAUUGAAAAUGCUGACGAUAUUUAUGUUUCCAGAUAAAAUGAAACUAUCGCAACAAUUUGCUACAUCAUUAUCGGCUAAAUGGUUAAAUUAACUGAUAAUUGAACCUCAUCAAAUUUAUGUUAUUUUCUAUUUUUAAACAGGGCAAGUAAAACUGAGAAAAUAUAUAAACCAUUGAUGAUUACAUUUUGUGUAAUUGUUUUGCAUUAGCUUUUUGGUUACAUUAUUCGUUUCAGAACAUUGUUACCUUAUAUUCGAACUUGUUUUCAUUUAUUAUAGUUAAUUCGUGUUCGUUCAUAGCAAAGUAGCAUUGAGACUAUUAUUUACGUUAAUAAUAUGAUGUAAUCCUAGUAUUUAGACAUAGAUUUAUAAUAAGCUUUAUUUGUUAGUACAUACACUUCAUUUUAUACGCCUAAAGCUAUGCAAUUUGCUUUACCAAGUGCUACUAUUAACGCUUAAUGCGUGAUUAAUUUUUAAGCAAGUAAAUCUUUAAAAGCUGUUAAUGCUAUGUUAUGCUAUGCUUUUUCUCCAAGAGUCUCAUUUUAAUUAAAAAAAAAUAGUAAUAAGCCAGCAUCAGAAAUCAGUUGACCCGAUAACGUAUUGCAGACGUAUUACAGAAGGAAAACUUCGAUAUUUGCCCCACUCGUUAUUUUGAAGAGUUUUUUCAGCUUCAAAUCCUGCUUGUAUACAUUUCCUAUUCUAUUAGCACCUGACCUUGUCCGGUAUCUGUUACUCAUCAUCCCCUUCUGAAUUCCGGGUGUCGAGAAAGUGUCAAACAUUCAGCAUGUCAUUGUGUACCUGCCCCUGUCAAUCAUGGAAAACCCUCGACGACAGACAAACAAACGCCUAGUGAUGAUGUUUCCCCUAGCGCUAGAGCCCGUUCUUCAAGCUUACGCCUGUCAUUGCCAUUUCCGUUUUCAUGCUAUUUCUUUUGCUUCGAAAAUACUGCUUGACAAACCAAAUAGAAAAAAAUGCAUAGAACGGUAGUAGUAGACUUUUAAGCAACAAGAAGCCAAAACAGAAGAAAAAAAGCUUCAAAACUCCCCUGCUUUCGUCACUUCCCGCAGCCCUGUCAUCGCAAUGCGGACUGAUUUGGAGCUUGCCUGUGUAAUUGAAUUAAUUUUCCAUUUCUCCCCUUCACACACACACUCACACUGCUGGUUUGCUACCGGUUGAUGGUCAUCUACUUUGGCAAACAAAAACAAAACAACAUUGUCAUCAUUAGCAAACAGCUCGAGAAGAACCCGACGGUCGAGACGGACGUCGCUAGCACAAGCUCCACAGAUGAGCCGUUAGAGAAGGAGCGCUAUUAAACGCUACCGGAGCGUCAGUGCCAACAGAUGGAGACAGAACGACAGUGUAAUUGCAAAUUGUUUCAAUUUACCUAUUUAAGUAAAAUAACAAAUCAAUGACCGGAACGGAAUGACAUCCCUCGGGGAAUAAUCACAUCCAUUGAGGAGAGACCCAAAAAACAUGAUUCAAAUAUCUCAAAAGGCUUACCGGCACCUCGAACAAAAAGGGAAUCCCUGUUUUGGAAAUGGAAUCUCUCUUUUUUCACCACGAACCUCGAUAGAGACGGUUUAAUUUCAAGUGUAAAUAUUUACCUAGCUGAUAAUGAAUGACGCUCGGUUUUCUAGGGCGAGCUUUUCAUCGAGCCUGUAACAGCGAUCCUUCAUGAUGCUCCCGGACGUGUCGGUAGAAAUCCUCUUCGGGAGUUGAAUUAAUGGUACCGCGGCGUGAAACGUGCAAUGAUUCAAACAACCAGCGGACAACGGACGAAGGCAAGUGAUAAUUAGCAAUCGAAAACGAAGCGGCCAGCCUACAGAUCGUUGGCUAUAGUUUUAUUUGACGAAUGGCGAAUGAUCGCGCACCAUUGAGAGUUGGGCUAUAUUUAUGGUAAUGUUUCUCGUUUUUACCAUCAGAAAAGUGUUUUUGUGAGUCCAACAUACCAAUCAAUGGGAUGAAAGCACGGGGAAAAAUGUGACGGGCCCUCCGUUCGUCACUAGAGGAGACGUGCCAAUUAGUGGUGUCAUUAUUUCACUGAUUGGGGGCUAACAUUCGACGCACAAAAAGUAGCAUAAUAAAUGAAGCGUUAAUUGAAGUUGUGCUAAAAUAACUAUCAGUUUUUGUUUUAUAAACUGCAUCAAAGAGAGGUGCACAGGGAAGAUAUUGUCACACAGAAUCAAAUGUUAAAAUGUGAAAGGGAAUGCAUGCAUGUUAUAUGUUUAAGAGACAAUAAUGUUUCCUUUAAAAAUAACUCAACAAACAAAUGCUCUCGCGUAUUAUCGUGGCUGGAGGUAGAGUAAGUAAGCAGUAGUACUAAAACAUCCAAAAGAAAGUACCCUACGUAUGGAUUCCACUGUCUAUUUAGCUGUGGUUACGCAUUGGCUACAUGAUUGUCAAUUUACAACGACUACACCACAAAACAAACUACCAGUGUCAACACAGUUCCUUCCCGGCUCCCGUGGGCACCUUGAGCCAACCUCUGUCAGUCAGUGUUGCAUACCGUAUUGUACUAAGUAAAUGUACUAAACGUAAGUCUUUUACAUGGACUAGCAGUUCGUAAGUAUAAUACUGAAUUUCUAAACGAAAAUAGAAAAAAAACAGCAAAAAAAGUUUGAAAUAAACUAAACAUUAGGAUACAACCAUUGAUACAUUUUAUAUAUGACACGGGACCACUUUGUGUCUUGUUUCGGUAAAUCCCUCCAUAAACCUUCGUACAGAGUGCGCUCGUAAAUUCACACAGGCAGUGAUCAGACAGCUGAAAUGAGAUCACUAUCGGUAGGGAAAAUAGACAGUUUUAAAUACAUGAACAUAUUCAAGUAGCGUUCUAGUACCGAUUUGUGUAACUGAUUCAAUGUCUGAUUAGCAACUUUUCAUGAAACGAGUACUAAACACCUGGUGGGGAUAUGUGAAAGAAAUAAUAAGCAAAAACAUAUAACUUUCGAAUGUCUUUUGCGAGAAUCAAAAGUACCCUAUUGUGAGUACAUAAAAACCGAAAAAUUGUUCAAUGCAUGUUCAUAACAUAUAGCAAUUGUUGUAUUGGUAAAAGUGGAGAAAAAACAUUAGCACUCUGUUGGCAUCACCCUAACAACCCAACAAUAUCAAAGUUGAAUGAUAGGAUAGUAAAAACAAAUAAUAACGAAACCAAAACCCCCGGAAAUGGAAAAGCCCCGGACGAUAUUCUAAGCAUACCACUAUGCAACUAAGCCUUAACACUACACUCUCCUGUGAGUAGCCUGGCCAGAGCCGCGUGUCGAAGAAGUUUAAUCGAUGAUCCCCAGGUAUCAUCACGCUCACCUCCCUGUCUUAAGAAAAGGAAGCGAAAAAAACACCAGUUAAAUUAGCAAUCUCGUACAAAACUGUAAGAAAAAAUCAAUCGUUAAUCUUUCCACUUCCCUUUUCUCUUUCUGUCUGCACCGUUAAACAUAUCUCCAGUUGUGCGAUGCUCUUCGUAAAUCCUAACACUCACACCUAUCGUUGUCUAACGUGCUAUCGGUUGUACACGUGUUACAACUAUUCUACGGCUAGCGUCUUAUAAUCCUUCCCUGAAAGUUCCCUGGGAAACAAUUCACUUCUCCAUCUUUCUCCAGAAUCUAUCGUUGUUGUUUAGAACACUUUUAAACUAUACCCAUUAUACUAUGCUGUAUCUAUGACUCUUUACUAUCGUGCAACUCAUUAUAACAUUAAAGAAAUCACUAUCAACCAAAAACCAAAAACAACGAGGACCAUUACUGUGAAAACCAAUUUUCGUACCGGUAGAGCAAACAUACAGAUCACUCUCCCACGACUUGACUUCAUUGUGAUUCACAUUUCGCGAUACAUAAAAUGAGGGAGAAUAGAUUCAUGAACAAAUAAAUAUGACAAAAAAAUCCAGAUAGAAAGAAAAAAAAGAUGAAUAUAUGGUAAAGUAAACAUUACGUAACGUUUAGAAGUAGCAGAUUUAAACGGAAGUCCCUGUUUGUGGUGGCAAUGAAACUACGAAAACGUGUAAACCAAUUCGCUACUAGUGAGCGUGAUCAUACUCAUGUAACGUUCGUAUCGUUCAGAGAACGCAGGUGCAGGUUCUUUGCAAGUAUUGUUAAGCCUGACUAGAUACGACACCACUUUUAAUGUGCACACUUUUAUGUAACAGAACUACUAUCACCCAAUCUACCCAUGCACCUCUUGCCGGUUACUGAUCCGGCACGAUUGCGAUGCGAUACAGCGGAAUUCAAACCAUAAGAAGUAAAUAAACAAACCAUCAGAUAGUAUUUUAACAUA